Molecule: messenger RNA, 846 nt
Organism: Ipomoea triloba (trilobed morning glory)
Lineage: Eukaryota; Viridiplantae; Streptophyta; Magnoliopsida; Solanales; Convolvulaceae
Exons: 3
Coding region: 1-846 (281 amino acids)
Source: RefSeq, a predicted model, not a curated record
AUGGAGGCAAGGGAGCAGUCGCCUGAGCUCGAGGUGAGGAUCGCUGCACCAUUUGUCGCACGAAUAAUGGACGCACCCCUUCCAAAGGAGUUCAGGCUUCUAGUUAUCAAAGCUUACGCAGGGACCUCAGACCCGCGUUCGCACAUGACGAGGUAUAAGGCGGUAAUGGUGAUGAUUGGGGCAGAAGAUGCCAUUAUGUGCAGAGCAUUUUUGUCCACUUUGGAUGGGGCGACCCAAGACUGUAUACAACGUAAGAAAUCUUUCUCUCACCUCUACGCAAUAAGGCAAGAUAGAGGGGAAAGCUUAAAAGAUUUUUUGAACAAAUGGAAGAAGGAAGUUAACAAUGUGUAUGAUUUUGAUUCCAAGGAGUCGAUCCUAGUAUUCAUCCAAGCGCUCAGAUCUGAAGACUUCCACAGGCAACUAAACACCCAUCGUCCUCGCUCUUAUGAAGAUCUAAUGAGGACGGUCAGUCGUUACGCAGAAGCAGAGGAAACUGAUAAGAAUAAAAAAGAAGAGGAGGAAGGCAAAGCAAUGGGAAAGGUAAUCCUGAACCAAGCUAAGGAGUUGGGGAUGGUUCAAUUUCCAAAGGUGUGCAUGAAAGUUUCCCCUAAAGUAGACCAGACCAAAUACCAUCGGUUCCACCGGCAAGUUGGCCAUGACACUAACAAGUGUCACAUUCUAAAAGGACAAAUAGAAGAGCUAAUUCAGAACGAAUAUUUUACUCAGUUUGUUAAGUAUCCAAGGCAACAGCAAGGUCAACCCGGAAAUGUGUGGCGGAAGGAUGAGGACCCCGAGCUAUCCGUUUCCAACACCAAAAAGAAAAGUUGCGAUCAAGUCAUGAAAUGA